AUGUCGAACAAAACAAAAACUACCCGGGAGGGUCCCGCUUGCGGGGAAUCCCUUGGUGGGUCGGACAGCCGGCCCAUCGGCCCCAUUGUAUACGGGGGGGCCAUUCGCCAUGUGAGUGAAGGAGGGUUAGGUUCUGAAGGAGGAAGUAAAGCAGGAAGAUUAUCCGAUUCUGACUCGGACAGUAGAAGCUCCAUGAUCAGCGUAUCCAGUCGCUUCGGAUCGAUGGAGUCACUGGAUCACGACGGCCCAGGGAGAUACUGGAGCGAGGGACGCGGCCAGAAGCGGCCUAGGGACCUUGUGUUGAGCGGCAGCUCCACAGACACUCCCGCCAAGGGAGGCAACAAAAGAAGAGGACGAGGCCGUCCGCCAACUACCGGCGAAUACGUCGGGCUGGCGGCCGCGAAAGAAUCUCUGAGGAAGGCGACUGAGGCAGAGAUCAGGGCGCGAGCUGAAGCGGAGAUGUUAGAGUCAGUGUUGGAAGCCCGCAGGACUCGUUCGGCCCUGACAGUGACCGCGACUGGAUCGUCAGCAGAUCCGAGGGACGCAGAACACGAAGGCGUCACGGCGACCACCGUCCUCAAACGGAUCGGUACCAGCCUUGACGUGGUCGAAAAGGUGGCGAAGAAAUCUACGAACUUAAAGGGGACGUUUGUGCGGGCGCUACAUGACGCUGUCAGCGCAAUAAAAGAAGAUGUCGCCGGCCUCGCACAGAGGUCGAUAUCCGAAGAAACACGAGCCUUGCAGGCCGACAACAGCCGCCUUCAAGCUGAAAUGACCAGCCUCCGCAAGGAGCUGGCAGAACUUCGCCAGGAAAUGGAACAGGCGCGGAAGCAGGGUUCCGCCAAAGCCUGUAUUGAUGUGACGAUGGAGGCCGUCCCUGCCCGGUCUCCAAAACAACAAGAAGACCCCUCUCUAGAGGAUAUUUGCCGAACGGUCAUGGUUCAGGUGGGCGGCAUGCUCAAUGCCCGCCUGGCCUCCCUGGAGGAUCGGCUGCUGCCGGAACGGAGCCUGCGACCACCUCUAGCGUCGGACAAGAGAAAGGAGACCCGCACAUACGCGACUGCGACCGCGGAGCCCACAGCUGCGCCCCCUUCGGGUGCUCAGGGAACGUCUGGGACGAAGGCACCCCCGGUGCCAGCUCAGCCUGGUCCCAGUGGACUCUCGCGCCAAGCGCCCACCGUGCCGCCCAAGAAGAGCAAGGGCAAAAGCUCUAAGAAAGGAGCGAAAAAGAAGAAGGCAGCUCGGCCGCCAACGGGCGAGAACUUAGAGUCCUCCUCUGCCGCCCCCGUAGCACCAUCACAGGCCCUCCCUCCUCGUCCUCCCAAUCCGGACGCUCUCGAGGACAAUUGGGUCACCGUAGGGCGAAAUGGUAAGGCACAACGACACGGCAAAUCCAAAGUGGCCCCCGUGCAGGCAACUACAUCUGCGCCUGCACCGCCGCCGCAAAGAUUAAAAGUGCCCCGAAGCUCCGCCGUCGUUGUAACACUCACCGAGGCGGCCAUUAACAAGGGCCUCACAUACAGUGGUGUCCUUAGAGAGGCGAAAUCGAAGCUCGAUCUUAAAGAAGUAAUUGGCAUCGAAGCGGUGCAAUUCCGCCGGGCGGUUACCGGGGCAACUAUUAUUCGCAUCCCCGGCGCCGCUAGUGCCCCGAAAGCAGAUGUCUUGGCGCAAAGGUUACAAGAGCUAUACCAGGGCCAAGACAUCAAGGUCUCCAGGCCGGAGAAACUAGUCGAUGUGAAGAUCGAAGGUCUGGAUGACUCGACGACACCUGAUGAGGUAAAGGCGGCCAUCAUCAAAAAAGGAGCAUGUGCGGGCGACCAAGUCAGAAUUGGCCGACUCCGCCAGAACAGAGCUGGGCUAUACGACAUCUGGGCCCAAGUCCCUGUUGCGGCAGCGAGGAAGCUGAUGACGGGGCGUUUCUUGGUGGGCUGGGUGGCUGCUAGAGUCACCAUUGGCAGACCCAGGGAGCUGCGCUGCUAUCGCUGCCUGCAACAGGGGCAUGUAGCCAGCCGCUGCGAUGCGGAGGACCGCAGUCGGACUUGCUAUCAAUGUGGACAGGAGGGCCACAAGGCCGCGUCCUGCCCGUCGCAACCGAACUGUGUUCUAUGCACGGCGGCGGGCAAGGACGCCAAACACCGAUUGGGAAGUGCCAAAUGCUCGGCGCCCAAAAGAACGGUCCCGAGAAGAGCGCAAAUUUCCGUAGCACAUAAUGCGCCCCCACCGAGCGGGGAAGAUAUGGAGGUAGUAGAAGUCGCUCAGGAUUAA
This is a messenger RNA of Papilio xuthus (Asian swallowtail), 2265 nucleotides long. RefSeq lists its product as uncharacterized. Bases 1 to 2265 code for a protein of 754 amino acids. Gene Ontology annotation, molecular function: nucleic acid binding; zinc ion binding. Lineage: Eukaryota; Metazoa; Arthropoda; Insecta; Lepidoptera; Papilionidae. The record is from RefSeq and is a predicted model, not a curated record. The transcript has a single exon.